UUAACAAACAACAAUCACAUGUUUAACAACUUGUAAUGUUACAAGUCUUCGAAGUUCGAACCAUAUAAAAUAUAAUGUCAUUCAGUUUUCAUUGUGCAGAAAGUCCUAACCAUUACAUUUCAGUUACAUAAAGCAGUCUACAGAGGAAUAACAAAAUUUUUUUUGGCGGGCCUGAAAAAUGAUGCAAAAAGUAAUCAUUGAGGUGAAGAUGAAAUGCAAGAAAUGUCGGUCCAAGGCCUUGGCGAUAGCAGUUGGGAAGAAAGGUGUUACCUCAGUAGCUUUCAAGGGGGAAAGCAAAAAUCAAAUAGAAGUAAUUGGAGAGGGAAUUGUUGAUGCAGCUGGCUUGGCAGAAAUGUUGAGGAAAAAGGUUGGCUAUGCAAACUUAGUGAGUGUGGAAGAAGUCAGAGAAAGGUGAAUGUUUGAACAAAAGAAAAAAUAAAGUAGAGGUGACACCUCUUGAGUCUUGAGCCUGCAAAGUGUACAAUGCUGAAAAUUAUUCUCUCCCCAAAGUAGCUUGAGUUUAAUCUUUUUUCUUAUCCAUAUGUGCCUUUGUACUGUGUACAUUUAAAAUUGUGAAAUGUUUAUUUGUUAAGAGAGCUAUCGUC
Cannabis sativa is the source of this 605-nucleotide messenger RNA. Its product is annotated as heavy metal-associated isoprenylated plant protein 46-like. Bases 179 to 415 code for a protein of 78 amino acids. The transcript is spliced from 3 exons. NCBI's taxonomy places the organism in Eukaryota, Viridiplantae, Streptophyta, Magnoliopsida, Rosales, Cannabaceae. The record is from RefSeq and is a predicted model, not a curated record.